AUUAGCAGCAGUUUAAACAAACUACCAGCGUAACAUGUAGCAACCUCAGCAGGCUCAUUUACUUUACUUAAAAUGUCAGAAACUUUACCCUCGACACGAGGGGGAUUUCUGGAUUUCAGUCCGGUGAGGAGAGACGUCGCGAAUAAGGAGAAUGAUGUUCCUGUUUUGAGUUUGAUUCAGUUUUCAAAGGCUCCUUUUGUGACAUUUGGGACCGUGAAGUUGGGGACCUCCAAAUCGGCUGUCUUGCGGAUUGAAAACCCCACAGAGGAUGCAGAAGCGGAGGUCAUUGUUGAAAAGAUCUCCUCCAGUAAAGGGUUUUCUGUGGACUACAACAGCUUCACGAUUCAGCCUGAGGGCUCAUUUGGUCUGACAGUAACCUGGACCCCAACAGAGGAAGGAGGAAUCAGAGAGCUCCUCGUGUUCAAUGCCAAUGGAGUCCUCAAGCAUCAGGCUGUUCUGCUGGGGAGAGCAGAAGCUCCCAAAAAGAAAAAAAAAAGCUUAUGGGACACAAUCAAAAACAAAAGAGAGGGCGAGAAAGUAGCCGCACCCAGGAGGAAGAAGCCGGAACAGCCGCUCAAGAUGUCGGCCAAUAAGACCUUCCAGGUGUCCCGAAAACCACAGUACAAACGGGAGAAGCCCCGCAGCCCCCUCGCCUCUCUCAACGACGGCAAAGCUGUUCGAGAGCGAUCCCUCUCCAAGUACAGUCCCAUGAUGGACUACCCUCAGAAAGCAGAGGAGCAGGACACCUCGAAAUCCAACCAGAGGCAGCGGUCUCUGGUUUUGACGGACCAGGAGAACGUCCACCCUCACUCUCCUCUCGUCCUGCUCGUCCCAGCCGCCAAGCUGAUGGACUCGUCUGACACCCCGACGAGCAAACCGGAAAACAAAGAUCUGCUGAGAAUGCUGAACAGGACGCUGUCCCCCAUCGGGACCCCGGAGAGGUUCAAGAAGCUCAUGCCUCAUAUUCAGUCAGACAGCCCAGCUCCUCUGAAGUCCGCGGCGGAUUCUGAAGAAGCCGACAGUGGGUUAACCGGGACCCCGGCUCUGUCUUUGAAGGACGCUCUCGCUCUUAUCGACUCCGAUCUGAGCCACGUGAACGCCAGUCCUCGGGACGCCAGCUCCAGCUGUGGGUUUUCAGAUUCACUGGAAUCAAAAAGUGUGAAUCACGGCUGCACACCCGUGCUCAAAGCGUUACCUGACAGCCCACCUGUGCACGAGUCCAAUGAGCCCAGACUUACCUUCUUUGUCAGCAAAGGGGCUGAUGUGUCGGCGGCUGAUACGGCAACAGAAAGGGUCAAAAAGGCUUCUUUUACCUCCGCCACGGUGAUUAAAAGCAAAGCUCCAGAGGAGACAAACUGCUCGAGUGGAAGGAAAAUAAAGAAGUCAAGGCGGAGGCUGUUGGAGAGAACUCUGGAGCUGUCAGACAGCAGCAGCAGCCAGUCCGAGUCUGGAUCAGGAACUCCGAGUCUCCCUGUUAUAGAUCCAGAAGCCAACGGAAGGCCAAAAUCUGAAGCUGCAGACUCUCUAUGUGAUUACAGGAAUCAAACCUUCCCCAGCCUGACUCCUCGGCCCGACGGCUCUCCCACACCCGUCACCUUCCCCGUCACCUCCAUCGCAUCUUUGUCUCCUGCUCGCUUCUCCUUCUCGUCCACUCCACCGCCUCCUGCAGUCCCCGCUUCCAUCGCUUUAACCUUCGCAGCGCCGUCGCCCUUGGGCUCAUCAUCCCCUCUCCAUCAGAACGCCACAUCACACCGCACACCGCGCGCGCUGUCUCCAACGGUUUUGCCGCCUCCGUGCGUUCAGGAAGACCAGUUUCCUGUUCAGAUGGCGGGGCAGAGCAAGAAGAGGAAGAGCGAGGAGUUUUUGAAAAGUGACGCGAAGCCGCAGGAGGCUGGGAAGACGGAGCGGGUUAAGAGGAGCAGGGUGGUGGCGGCAAAGACGGAGUCGAUAAGAUUGCUCCAGGAGAGGAGGCAGGCGUCGCUGAGACAACAGCAGAGUGCAGCAGGCUCCGUGCGCUCCAUGACGUCAUCCUCUCUGAAGACUGUGAGGUCUGCAGCUCCUGCCCAGGCAAAACAAUCGAGCUCCAAACUCACCUCCAGAGGUGCUCCGUCUCUGAAGUCUUCCGGUGCUCGGUCUGUGAAGACGGCAAAGGUUGUUGCUGUGGCUCAGUCAAAGCUCACCUUUAUAAAGUCGGUGCAAACAGCCAUACCGAGACACCCGAUGCCGUUUGCCGCCAAGAACAUGUUUUAUGAUGAGCGGUGGAUCGAGAAGCAGGAGCGGGGCUUCACCUGGUGGAUCAACUACGUCCUGACCCCCGAUGACUUCAAAGUCAACACUGAAGUCAAAUUGAACGCCGUGUCCAUCGCCAUGGGCAGCGACCACAAGUUCAGCGUCCCUAAAGCCCCCACCAAAGAGGAGAUGUCUUACAGCACCUACACGGCCCGGCGCAAGCUGAACCGCCUCCGGCGUUCUGCCUGCCAGCUGUUCACCUCAGAGGCCAUGGUCAAAGCGAUCCAGAGGCUCGAGGUGGAGGUGGAGGCCAGGAGGCUGCUCGUCCGCAAAGACCGCCACCUUUGGAAGGACAUAGGCGAACGAGGGAAAGUCCUGAACUGGCUCCUCUCGUACAACCCGCUGUGGUUACGGAUCGGGCUUGAGACAAUCUUCGGGGAGCUGAUCUCACUGGAGAGCAACAGCGACGCCCUGGGUCUGGCGCUCUUCAUCCUGCAGCGGCUGCUGUGGAACCCGGACCUCGCCGCUGAGUUCAGACACGCCAAAGUGCCUCACCUUUACAAAGACGGCCACGAGGAGGCGCUGUCUCGCUUCACGCUGAAGAAGCUGCUCCUGCUCGUGUGUUUUCUGGACAAAGCCAAAGAGUCUCGUCUGAUCGAACACAACCCCUGUCUGUUCUGUCAGGACGCAGAGUUCAAGACCAGUAAAGACCUCCUCCUGGCCUUCUCCAGAGACUUCCUGAGCGGGGAGGGGAUCCUCCCGCGGCACCUCGGCUACCUCGGGCUGCCCGUCUCCCACGUUCAGACGCCCCUGGACGAGUUCAACUUCGCGGUGAAGAAUUUAGCGGUCGACUUGAAAUGCGGGAUUCGUCUAGUACGUGUGAUGGAGCUCCUCGUGCAGGACUGGAGUUUGUCAGCCAAACUCCGCAUGCCGGCCAUCAGCCGCCUGCAGAAAGUCCACAACGUCGACUUGGCUUUGCAGCAGCUCAAGAGCAAAGGGGUGGACCUGAAGGAUGAACACGGGGCGGCCAUUGAUGCCAGAGACAUCGUGGAUGGACACAGAGAGAAAACUCUGAGCCUCCUGUGGAAAAUCAUCUUUGCAUUCCACGUGGAGGUCAUUUUGAACGAGGAUCAGCUGAGGGAGGAAAUCUGCUUCCUGAACAGAAGCUUUCGGACCAAACUGAGGCUGGCGUCCCUUAAAGCGGACCGGGGUCUUCAGUCGAGUCCUGCAGGGACUCGGUCGGCGUACGAGCACAGCAGCACUAAGAUCACUCUGCUCAUGGAGUGGGUCCGAGCGGUGUGCGACUUCUACAGCCUGAAGGUGGAGAACUUCACAGUGACGUUCUCGGACGGCCGCGUCCUCUGCUACCUCAUCCACCACUACCACCCCGGCGUCCUGCCCGCGCAGGCUGUCAGUCACAGCACCACCCAGACGGUGGAGUGCUCACAGAGGGGGCGACUGGAGCUCGACUGCUCCGCCAGCGACUCGGACAACUCCUUCGACUACCCGCCAGCAGGCCACAACGGCAUGGGCUCUCCGUCGGUUGAAUUCAAAGAGCUGCUGGAAAAUGAGAAAAACAACUUCAGGCUGGUCAACACGGCCGUGUCUUUCCUGGGCGGAGUCCCCGCCAUGAUCAACCCGGCCGACAUGUCCAACACCAUCCCCAACGAGAAGGUGGUCAUGUCGUACCUGUCCUUCCUGUGCGCUCGUCUUCUCGACCUGAGGAACGAAACCAGAGCAGCUCGGGUCAUUCAGGGCGCCUGGAGGAAAUACAGACUGCAGAAAGAUCUGCAGCUGUACAAGGAAAGAAACGUGGCUGCUGGGAAAAUCCAGUUACUUGUGAGGAGUUUUCUGCAGAGGCGCCGAGCUCAGAGGCAGAACGAAGCAGCCGUUCUCGUCCAGUCGCUCUGGAGAGGCUACGCUGCCCGGCACAGGAUGAGGCUCCACAAAGAGGCUCAGCUUCGGACUCUGCAGCACAACGCAGCGACUCUCAUCCAGACUCAGUGGAGGAUGUUUUCGACCAUGAGGGCUUACCAGCGCCUCAGAUACUACACCAUUGUUGUCCAAGCACAAUGGCGGAUGAGCAGGGCGGCCUCAGCGUACAGAAAAGUCUACUGGGCGGCCACUGUCCUUCAGAAGCACUCCCGAGCUCUGGCCUUGGGAAGAAAAGACCGCGAACUCUACCUCUCUCUUCGAGCUGCAGCCGUGAAAAUACAGCGAGGGUACAGGAGAUGGAAAGCCGAGAAAACCUCAAAGGAAGAGCGUGCUGCCAAAGUGAUACAAGCUGUGUUCAAGAAAUGGUACGAGGGGAAAAUGGCCGAAAAGAACGCUGCUGCUGUUCGCAUUCAGUCCUGGUAUAGGAUGCAGACAUGUCUCCGUCAGUAUAGGGAGGUCAGGAGAAGUGCGGUGCUCGUCCAAGCCCGGUACAGAGGCCACGCGCAGAGACGCCGCUUUCAGAAGUUGAAGCUGCAACACCGCUCUGCUGCCGUCAUUCAGAGUGCCGUCAGAGGCCACGCCGUCAGGAAGCAGGUGGUGAGGAUGAGAUGUGCUGCGGUCUUAAUCCAGCGCUGGUUCAGGGCCUCUGCGAAAAGAGACGCGGAGAGGCAAACGUUUGUGAGGUUGAGAUGUGCCGCCGUCACCGUACAGGCGGCUUAUCGCGGUAACGUGGCUCGGGAGUGCCUGAGACAACGGCACAAGGCGGCGACGGCGAUCCAGGCAGCUUUUAGGAGAUGUGCUGCCCAAAGGCGCUACCGCCGUUUGAGGAAAGCUGCGUGUGCGAUGCAGGAAAAGUACAGAGCCACGGUCUUGGCUCGUAAAGCAAAGGGGGAUUACGACGCUCUCAGGCAUGCCGCUCUCACUUUACAAGCUAAAUGGAGAGGCAGAGCUGACAGGAAGAGGAUCGAGAAGUGGCAUCGCUGUGCAACGCUGAUACAAGCUCACUACCGUCGGCACAAAGCGAAAACGGAGUACAGGUCCCAGAAGGCAGCUGCUGUCCUCAUACAGCGACAUUACAGAGCUCAUGUGGCCGGACAGGAGACGAGGAAAGCAUACCUACACGUGAGAGCGGCCUGUGUUACUCUCCAAGCUGCGUUCAGAGGCAUGAGAGUCAGGGCGGAGUUGAAGAAACAACACCUGGCAGCGACCGUUAUUCAGUCUUCAGUCAGGAUGUUUUUAUGUAGGAAACAAUAUUUCCUCCAACAGAGUGCUGCGGUAAUCAUCCAAAGCCGAUACAGAGCUCUUCUAAUGUGCAGGGCGCAGCAAAACAAAUACAGCGAACUAAAGCAGGCGGCCUUAAAGAUACAAUCUGUCUACCGGGGAUUCAGAGCAAGACGAGACCUGAAGAGGAGGCACGCCGCUGCCCGAGCAAUCCAAGCUCAGUUCAGGAUGCACAAAAUGCGCAUGGCAUAUCUCGCCACCAAGUGUGCUGCCAUCAUUAUUCAGGACCGCUACAGGGCCAAAAUGCUCAGGGACCAGCAGAUGCAGACGUUCAGAGGCUUGAAAUCUGCAGCUGUCGUCAUUCAGGCAGCGUAUCGAGGCCACGUGGCCAGGAGGACGAUCACACAGAUGCACCGAGCGGCUACAAUCAUCCAGAGAAAGUUUUCCACCGUUAGAGAGAGAAAAAGAUUCCUAGCGCUCAAGGCUGCAGCUCUGGUCUGUCAGCGCAGGUACAGGUUAGUGAUCCUGGCAACAAAUGACUGUUUAGACUACAUAUCAAAGCGUAGAGCGGUCGUUUGUUUGCAGGCAGCGUUCAGGGGGUGGCGGAUCAGGAAGCAGUUGCGUAUCCGGCAUGCCGCAGCUUUAAUCAUUCAGUCUUGCAUCCGAAUGUACCGGCAGAGAAGCUACUACAGGAGGCUCAGCUGGGCUGCAAAUGUGUUGCAAGCACGUUUCAGAGCCAACAGGAAAAUGAGAACAGAGAUGCAAGUACUGAGUGCAAAGAGGAGCGCUGCCGUCGUCUUACAGGCUGCCUUCCGUGGGAUGAAAUCCAGACAAAUAAUCACGCAAAGACAUCAGGCUGCUGGUGCUAUUCAGAGAGCGUACAGAGCCCACUGUGAACACAAGCAGUAUCUGACCUUAAAGUCCUCCGUCCUCACCAUCCAGCGGAGAUAUCGGGCCACUGUAGCAGCAAAGGAACAAACGCUAAAUUAUCAAAACAUGCGCAGAUCUGCUGUUGUCCUUCAGGCAGCUUUCAGAGGACAGCAGGUCAGGAGGGAGGUUACUCACUGGCAUCAGGCCGCAACUGUCAUACAGUCUGUGUUCAGAAAACACAGAGAAGAAGUUAAAUACAAGGCAAUGCUCCUGUCUGCCGUCAUCAUCCAGAGAUACUAUCGGGCCUGCAUUCUGCAGAGAAACGAGAGACAACAAUUCCUUAAAAUGAAACACUCUGCCAUCGUCCUUCAGGCGGCCUUCAGAGGUCAUCGUGUGAGAAGCGGUGUUGCAAAGAUGCACAGAGCAGCGACUGUCAUUCAAGCAAACUACAGGAUGCAUAAACAUCAGUCAGCCUUCAGGAGACAGUGCUGGGCAGCCUGUGUCUUACAGCAGAGGUUUAGAGCUCAGAGACAGAGAAAGACUGAGAUGAAACAUUAUCAAGAGGUGAGGAGAGCUGUCAUUGUGUUACAGGCGGCAUACCGUGGAAUGAAAUCAAGACAAAUCAUCAAACAGAAGCAUCAGGCUGCUGGUGUUAUUCAGAGAGCGUACAGAGCCUGCACUGAGCACAGACAGUAUUUGAAACUGAAAAUGUCUGUCCUCACCAUUCAGCAGAGAUAUCGGGCCACUGUAGCAGCAAAGGAACAAACGCUAAAUUAUCAAAACAUGCGCAGAUCUGCUGUUGUCCUUCAGGCAGCUUUCAGAGGACAGCAGGUCAGGAGGGAGGUUACUCACUGGCAUCAGGCUGCAACUGUCAUACAGUCUGUGUUCAGAAAACACAGAGAAGAAGUUAAAUAUCAGGCAAUGCUCCUGUCUGCAAUCAUCAUCCAGAGAUACUAUCGGGCCUGUAUUAUGCAGAGAAAAGAAAGGAAACAGUUUCUCAAAAUGAAACACUCUGCCAUCGUCCUUCAGGCGGCCUUCAGAGGUCAUCGUGUGAGAAGCGGUGUUGCAAAGAUGCACAGAGCAGCGACUGUCAUUCAAGCAAACUUCAGGAUGCAUAAACAUCAGUCAGCCUUCAGGAGACAGUGCUGGGCAGCCUGUGUCUUACAGCAGAGGUUUAGAGCUCAGAGACAGAGAAACACUGAGAUGAAACAUUAUCAAGAGGUGAGGAGAGCUGUCAUUGUGUUACAGGCGGCAUACCGUGGAAUGAAAUCAAGACAAAUCAUCAAACAGAAGCAACAGGCUGCUGGUGUCAUACAAAGAGCGUACAGAGCCUGCACUGAGCACAGACAGUAUUUGAAACUGAAAAUGUCUGUCCUCACCAUUCAGCAGAGGUAUCGGGCCACUGUAGCAGCGAAAGCUCAAAGAAGCCAAUACCUGAAUAUGCGCAAAGCAGCAGUCACCCUUCAGGCAGCUUUCAGAGGACAGCAGGUCAGGAGGGAGGUUACUCGCUGGCAUCAGGCUGCAACUGUCAUACAGUCUGUGUUCAGAAAACACAGAGAAGAAGUUAAAUACAAGGCCAUGCUCCUGUCUGCCGUCAUCAUCCAGAGAUACUAUCGGGCCUGUAUUAUGCAGAGAAAAGAAAGGAAACAGUUUCUCAAAAUGAAACACUCUGCCAUCGUCCUUCAGGCGGCCUUCAGAGGUCAUCGUGUGAGAAGCGGUGUUGCAAAGAUGCACAGAGCAGCGACUGUCAUUCAAGCAAACUUCAGGAUGCAUAAACAUCAGUCAGCCUUCAGGAGACAGUGCUGGGCAGCCUGUGUCUUACAGCAGAGGUUUAGAGCUCAGAGACAGAGAAAGACUGAGAUGAAACAUUAUCAAGAGGUGAGGAGAGCUGUCGAUGUGUUACAGGCGGCAUACCGUGGAAUGAAAUCAAGACAAAUCAUCAAACAGAAGCAACAGGCUGCUGGUGUUAUUCAGAGAGCGUACAGAGCCUGCACUGAGCGCAGACAGUAUUUGAAACUGAAAAUGUCUGUCCUCACCAUUCAGCAGAGGUAUCGGGCCACUGUAGCAGCGAAAGCUCAAAGAAGCCAAUACCUGAAUAUGCGCAAAGCAGCAGUCACCCUUCAGGCAGCUUUCAGAGGACAGCAGAUCAGGAGGGAGGUUACUCGCUGGCAUCAGGCCGCAACUGUCAUACAGUCUGUGUUCAGAAAACACAGAGAAGAAGUUAAAUACAAGGCCAUGCUCCUGUCUGCAAUCAUCAUCCAGAGAUACUAUCGGGCCUGUAUUAUGCAGAGAAAAGAAAGGAAACAGUUUCUCAAAAUGAAACACUCUGCCAUCGUCCUUCAGGCGGCCUUCAGAGGUCAUCGUGUGAGAAGCGGUGUUGCAAAGAUGCACAGAGCAGCGACUGUCAUUCAAGCAAACUUCAGGAUGCAUAAACAUCAGUCAGCCUUCAGGAGACAGUGCUGGGCAGCCUGUGUCUUACAGCAGAGGUUUAGAGCUCAGAGACAGAGAAAGACUGAGAUGAAACAUUAUCAAGAGGUGAGGAGAGCUGUCAUUGUGUUACAGGCGGCAUACCGUGGAAUGAAAUCAAGACAAAUCAUCAAACAGAAGCAACAGGCUGCUGGUGUUAUUCAGAGAGCGUACAGAGCCCACUGUGAACACAAGCAGUAUCUGACCUUAAAAUCCUCCGUCCUCACCAUCCAGCGGAGAUAUCGGGCCACUGUAGCAGCAAAGGAACAAACGCUAAAUUAUCAAAACAUGCGCAGAUCUGCUGUUGUCCUUCAGGCAGCUUUCAGAGGACAGCAGGUCAGGAGGGAGGUUACUCGCUGGCAUCAGGCCGCAACUGUCAUACAGUCUGUGUUCAGAAAACACAGAGAAGAAGUUAAAUACAAGGCCAUGCGUCUGUCUGCCGUCAUCAUCCAGAGAUACUAUCGGGCCUGCAUUCUAAAAAGACGAGACAGAGAGAACUUCCUGAAAGUAAAACAGUCUGCCGUCAUCCUUCAGGCACAUUUCAGAGGCUGCUGCGUUAGGAGGGACUUUAAGCGACAAAAGCAGGCCGCCGUUGUGAUCCAGUCACGCUGGAGGUGUUUGGUGCAAAAACGCGACUUCAUGAGGAAGCGGGAGGCGGCGUUGAUUCUCCAGCGGAGGGUCCGGGCGCUGCAGCUCGGCAGGUUGGAGAGAAACAACUACGUCCAAUUGAGGCGAGCUGCCGUCACACUUCAGACUCACUGCAGAGCCUGGAUCGCCAGGCAGCAGGCGUUGGAGGAAGCCAAAGCAGAGAGGAGGCUUCGUUUUACAUCCGCACUCUUCCACCAUCUCAGUGCCAUAAAGAUCCAGAGAGCGCUAAGAGCUCACCGGGCUUUAGAGUCGGCCAAAAGACAAAUCCAUUGUGUCGUCACCAUACAGCGAUGGGUGAGAGCGAAGCAGCAGAGGAGGCGGUAUCUGGAGGAGCGGAGGAAGCUGGUCACAGCCCAGAGAGCCGCCCAGCGCUGGUUGGCUCGUCGCCACAAAGCCGCGUCCGUCCUCCAGCAGGCCGUCCGCAGGUUUCUCCUUCUCAGGAGGCAGAAGAGGGUUCAGCAGGGCAUUGUCAAAGCUCAGGCUCUUUGGAGAGGACACCGUUCCCGCCGCCUGAACGACAACCCCAGGGUGGUGGCGUUAAGGCACCGCCUACGCAAAGUCUCCGCCGAGGUCCGAGAGGAAGACAAACUUUGCAACAAGACGUCGUCCGCCCUCGACUACCUCCUUCGAUACAAACACUUCUCCUACAUCCUAGAGGCCCUGAAGAACCUCGAGACGGCCACCAGGCUGUCCCCGGAGUGCUGCGAGCGGCUGGUCGAGAGCGGCGCCACCAACGUCAUCUUCACGCUCAUCCGCUGCUGCAACAGGAGCGUCCCCUGCAUGGACGUCAUCACCUACUCCAUCCAGAUCCUCCUCAACCUCUCCAAGUACCACAAGACCACCGAGGCCGUGUACUCGGUGGAGCACUCAGUGGAGACUCUUCUGGACCUGCUGCAGAGAUACCGGGAAAAGGCCGGCGAUAAAGUGGCAGAAAAGGGCGGCAGCAUCUUCACCAAAGCCUGCUUCCUCCUCGCUCUCCUCCUGCAAGACAAACGCCGCGCCGUGGAGGUUAUGAAGCUUCCAAAGGUCCUGGACAAGAUCCGCAGUAUUUACCGCCUCACCGCACGCAAACACAAGAUGGACGCCGAAAGGACGGUGCUAAAACAAAAGAUGAACGCGUCAAUCAACGGGAGCUUUUAUGUUCCAGCGACGCCUCGCAAAUCCAAACCUCCGCCAAAGUUUGCGCCGGAUUGGGUUCUCAGAAAGGACAAGCUUAAAGAUAUUGUGGACCCUCUCCGAGCCAUUCAAAUGGUGGCUAACACACUGUCCAUUGUGUUGUAAAUAUUCAAGCUUUCAAAUCUGGAUUCAUCUCUUUUUUUUUUACCUGAAGAAAAUAUUGUUUUAUGGAUUGUUUUACCUCCUUUUUUUUUUUCUAAACAAAUGCAUUUCCAUGUGUAACCUGUAAAUAUUAAAAUGGAUUUAUUUCUUA
Molecule: messenger RNA, 10798 nt
Organism: Labrus mixtus (cuckoo wrasse)
Lineage: Eukaryota; Metazoa; Chordata; Actinopteri; Labriformes; Labridae
Gene: aspm
Product: assembly factor for spindle microtubules
Exons: 26
Coding region: 73-10650 (3525 amino acids)
Molecular function (GO): protein binding
Source: RefSeq, a predicted model, not a curated record